This is a messenger RNA of Trichoderma atroviride IMI 206040, 2958 nucleotides long. RefSeq lists its product as uncharacterized. The record is from RefSeq and is a predicted model, not a curated record. Gene Ontology annotation, molecular function: inositol hexakisphosphate binding. Gene Ontology annotation, cellular component: Golgi apparatus; plasma membrane; cytoplasm. Gene Ontology annotation, biological process: cellular response to phosphate starvation; phosphate ion transport. NCBI's taxonomy places the organism in Eukaryota, Fungi, Ascomycota, Sordariomycetes, Hypocreales, Hypocreaceae.
AUGAAGUUUGCAAAGGAGCUCGAGCGCGAGGCAGUUCCUGAGUGGCGAAUCAAGUACCUCAACUACAAAGCAGGGAAAAAAUACGUCAAGGCCAUCUCCUCAGCUGUUCAGAGAACCUCGGGCUCUACUCCUCUAACUCGAAGCUCGAAUCGUCGCACGCCUACCUUCUAUUCAAUUGUAGAUCCUAACUCGGAGUCCCCCACUUUUGGAGUCCAGGGCGAUGCUCCUACAAGCUCAAGAUGGCAUGGGCAACCGAAAUCGACGCCGGUGAACAUUGCAAAGCAGGCAGAGGAUGAGGCUCUAAAUAGCGAUGGCAACAGCUUGCAGUAUGGCAGCUUCGUGCCAACUCCUGCCGAACAAUCGCGGCCGUUGUCUCGUGAUCACCAGACUGACGACCAACAUGACGGCCAGAACAAUAACCAAAAUGGUGCCAACGACCACAACGACGACAACGAAUUUGAGUUACCUGAGCCGGCAAUUUAUACGACAUCGUCAUCUCCGGGCACCAGACAGUCGUUCAGCCCCGUUAAGAAGUCUACUCGUUUCAACUUUCGCAGAUCAAAUUCGUCUGUUCCGCUCAACUCUGGAGAUCUCCCACCGCUAGGGUCAGCCAACCACCAUGAAGAGCAGCUUCGCCGGAUCUUUUCCAACGCAAAAGACUCUGGUCGAAUUACGGGGCUUCCGCGACAAAGCCUCGAUCUUGUCCGAGAGCGAGAGCAGCAGUUUUACCAGUUCAUGGACUCGGAACUAGAAAAGGUGGAGACUUUUUAUCAGAAGAAUGAAGACCGAGCUGGGCAGCGAUUGAUGAUGCUGCGAGAACAACUUCAUGAAAUGCGCAAUCGGCGUAUACAAGAAAUCGCCAACGAAGAGAGUAAUCGAUCAUUCUCCGGGCUGUCCACUCAAAAACUCCAAGAAGGCAACCCCGACAAGUCCAGUGGUUGGGUGCAUCCCCUCAAGAACAAGAUCUUCCCACCAGGACCAAACUCCAAGAGUUUCCAGGACAUGCCUCAAACACCUCACAUGGCGGCAGGAGGAAGAUCGCAUGAUGGCCGCAUGGACUAUGUGCGGCGGCCAGAAAACCACGAGGUUGCGUAUCGAACAGCGAAGCGGAAACUAAAGCUUGCAAUGCAAGAGUUCUAUCGCAGCUUGGAACUUCUCAAAUCAUACGCCAUGCUUAACCGCACUGCCUUUCGAAAGCUCAACAAGAAGUUUGACAAGGCCGUCAAUGCUCGGCCUCCGAUGCGCUACAUGAACGAAAAGGUCAACAAAGCUUGGUUUGUCAAUAGCGAUGUCCUGGAGGGCCACAUCAAGGCUGUAGAGGAUCUCUACGCACGAUAUUUCGAGCGCGGGAACCAGAAGCUUGCGGUUGGCAAGCUGCGCAAACUGCAUAGGAAACCCAAGGACGAGUCAGGGAGCUCGUUUGUCAACGGGAUCCUCAUUGGUACGGGGGCUGUCUUUACCAUCCAGGGCCUCGUUUACGGUUCUGAGCUACUCCAUCACGACGAUCUAACAAUUCGCACCCAAACGAGCUACCUGUUACAAAUAUACGCCGGCUUUUUCCUGAUGCUCAUGCUCUUUUCCUUGUUCUGCAUCAACUGUAGCAUUUGGCUACGAAAUAAGGUCAAUUAUCAAUUCAUCUUUGAAUUUGACCACCGAAGUAUGCUCGAUUGGCGUCAACUGGCAGAAUUUCCAUCCUUCUUCCUCCUACUUCUUGGAGUCAUCAUGUGGGCGAAUUUCAGCAGAUACGGAGACGAUUCCAUGUAUCUCUAUUACCCUGUUGCUCUGAUCGGCCUCAGCAUCGUCAUCAUUCUACUUCCCUUCCCUGUCCUUUCUUACAAGAGCCGUAGGUGGUUUGCAUAUUCACAUUGGCGUCUCCUUUUGUCCGGGCUAUACCCUGUAGAAUUUCGCGAUUUCUUUCUUGGAGAUAUGUACUGUUCCCUGACCUAUUCAAUGGCGAACGUGGAGCUAUUCUUCUGUUUGUAUGCCCACCACUGGGAGAACCCUGGCCAAUGCAACUCGACAAGUUCUCGCCUGCUCGGUUUCUUCACAACUUUGCCGGCCAUAUGGCGCUUUCUCCAGUGUAUUCGGCGUUACAGAGACACACGCAACGUUUUCCCGCAUCUGGUAAAUUGUGGAAAAUAUGCUGCAACGAUAUUAUCCUACGUUUGUCUAUCUCUCUAUCGCGUUCACCAAACUCAUUCAAACCUUGCUUUAUUUGUCACCUUUUCAACCAUCAAUGGUGUAUAUACUAGCAUCUGGGAUCUAUUCAUGGACUUUUCCCUACUUCAGCCUCAAAGUAGGCACACCGCCCUUCGAGACAUUCUAGCUCUGAAGCACCGCUGGAUCUACUACGUAAUCAUGGUCAUCGAUCCUAUAUUGCGCUUUGCAUGGAUCUUCUACGCCAUAUUCACACACGACCUCCAGCAUUCAACCAUUGUAUCAUUCAUGGUUAGCUUCGCCGAGGUCUUCCGUCGAGGCAUCUGGUCUCUUCUCCGUGUGGAAAACGAGCACUGCGCCAACGUAGCUCAGUACAAGGCCUCGCGUGACGUUCCUCUCCCCUAUCAUAUCGAACCCCUGAUGGAGCGCGCCAGCACCGAGUCCAGCCCUGCGAUACAACCCCAAGGCUUGCCACAGCCGCCUCAGCCGCAACCGGCAGAGCACCCCAGCCUCUACGACUCUGCAAGCUCCACUGCCGUUGCUGGUCCUCCCAGUGGCGGCCUUGCCCAGCGCCGCACCGACCUUCCUUCACCUGGCAUCACCCGAAGCUUCUCCAAAGUGCUGGCGGAGGCGCAUAAACAAGAUUUCGAGAAGAAGCGGAGGCCCGUCAAUGAGGGUAGCGAUCUGACUGUAGUAGCUAGCCAGAGCGACGAUUUCGACGACGACGAUGACGACGACGAUGAUGACGACUCAGCUACUUUGCCAGACUUGCCGCCCCAGGGUGGUGAGAACGCGGCCUAA